UCUACCCAUCCGACACUCUAUCAGAUCUCCUGAUUCCCGAUAAAACAUCGCUGGUAGAGUAAUUUGGAAACUCUAUUGCAGCUUGAGGAAUAUUCAAAUAAGCUGCGCCCGGCUGACCCAAAGCUUCACCUGGGCAGGAGACCCUUUUGGCCACCUGGCCAGCCUCGUCUACAGCAUCAUCCGCAACAUCUAUCGCAAUGCGGUCUUUUUACAGUUUACUGGCCAUUGGCCUGUCAAUAUGGACAGCCAGUGCCCUGGAAGUCCAGAUGGUAUGUUUUAUGUACGCAUGGAGACAAGAUGUGGCUAAUUUCCCCGCAGGACCAAACCGAAAUGAAGAAGCAAUUCUGCUCCGGUACGCAGCUCGAAAACCACUGGUCGAUAUACAACUAACAGAAACAGGCAUGUACAGUAAAGCAGACUGGGGAGGCAGCGUAGACCCAUUCAUCCGCGUCAAGUUCUUUGGCGACAAGGAGGCUUCAGACAAUGACGCCGCGAGCCUGAUGAUUUUCGAGUGGAAGGACGUGGAUCUCGUCCAGCUUCAGAAUCCCGAGACGAAACAAAAGAACGUUGCUCUAUGCAGCGACGACUACAUCGCCAAAGGCGCUUGCACGGAACUCGAAAAGGGCGAGUUUGUACUCGCCCCAAACGCCACCAAGAAGUCCACGUCCCUUAUUCUUACAAAGGCCAUCAAGCUCAAAGACCAGCCUGCACCGAUCCUAUACUCUAUCAAGAAGACAGGCUACUACUGCCUGUUGACGGAGGGCUUUACGGCGCAAAAGUAUUCCGCUGUAGCCGAGUUCCGCAACUCUUACGGCGAACUGUCUGCCACUCAGGUUCCCAAGCUACCCUUUUACGGUGGCAUUACGCUUGUAUACACGCUUAUGGCAGGCUACUGGGGCUUUCUUUACUAUAUGCACCGCCAGGACAUCCUGCCCGUGCAAAAUUACAUUACUGCGGUUUUGGUCUUCCUUGUUGUCGAAAUGCUCAUGACUUGGGGCUUUUAUGACUACCUCAAUCACAAUGGUGACAACGUCGGAUCCAAGGCAUUCCUUAUUGUGGUGGCCAUCCUCAACGCGGCUCGAAACUCAUUCUCCUUCUUCCUGCUGCUCAUCGUAUGCAUGGGCUACGGUGUCGUCAAGCCGACACUAGGCCGCCUCAUGUUUUACUGCCGCAUCCUGGGUAUUGCGCACUUUAUCUUUGGUCUCAUUUACGCCGUUGUCAACUUGUUGACGCCGCCCGAGGACGCCGGCAUGGUAUCUCUACUAACCGGUCUGCCAUUGGCAGCCACCAUGACAGCCUUUUAUAUGGCGACGCUCAACUCGCUCACCUUUACGCUUAAGGAUCUUCGUGACCGCAAGCAGUUUGUCAAGGAGGCCAUGUACAAGAAGCUGUGGUGGGCAAUCCUGGGCACUGUCAUCUUUGUCUUUGUCUUUGUCAUUUUCAACGGCGCCAACGUCCGCGCCUUGUCGGAUCCCAACUAUGUUCCCAACCACUGGAAGACGCGCUGGUUCAUCAUUGACGGCUGGCUGAACUUGGUCUACCUCGCUGAUGUCGCCUGGAUUGCGUAUGUCUGGCGCCCAACUGCCAACAACCGCCGCUUUGCCAUGAGUGACGAGAUUGCCCAAAAUGACGAUGGCAACUUUGAAAUUGGCGAGAUCGGUAUGCCUGGUGACUCAGACGACGAGCUCGAUGAGGAAGCUGAGAUUGGCAAGGCGCCUCCGCCCAGCGCUGGUCCUUCGCGAACACCCGCUGCGGCUCCAGCGGCAACAACCUCCCACGCCGUCCGCCGAUCCCUCGAAGGCGAGACCAUCUUUGCGGUGGACUCUGAUGACGAGGAAAGUGAGGACGACAAGCUGGUCAAAACAAAAUAGGAUGUAUUCUAGUGUCUGGUUAUGCAUAGAUAUGGUGUAUUGUUUACAUGAUUACAACUCGGUUUCUAUUCUUACAAGCUGGCCUUCCCUGCUUUUGCCUUUCAUCACAUUAUAAUACAGAUAGUGUAUGUGUUUUAGUUGCUAACAUCUCCGCCAAACCCAACGGGUCUUCGGCGGCCAUCAUUCUCUGGUAAAAUGGCAAGUGCCUUGUAGACCUUGCCCAUGCCGCUUGGGCCUCUGUCGACAAGUCUCUUCCACGCCUUCUCGAUGCCCUCGACGACAUCCUUUUUGGCGCCUGCAUUCUUGACCAGCACGCCGGCUCGCUCACGGAUACCCAUGAGUUCCAAGAAGUCGGCCUGGCAAAUGGGACCAUGGACCUCAACACCCUCACUACCCAGCAUAGCAGCCUCAGCCAGUGCCGCAAAGUCGACAUCGGCGCUCAGAUCGACAAGACCGGGAGCCGCAAAGGGGCUGACAAUCUUGUGCUGGCGAAUACCUCGCAGAGAGUUGAUGGGUACGGUAUCGGUAGUGCCGUAGUCAAGAAUGAGGGCUGCGCCGGAAGGCUUCGCCUUGGGCGCCUUGGGUGAGCCGCCGAUGCGCGCAGCAAAGUCAGCCGUGUAGAUUGCUGCGUCGGGGCAGAUUUCCACCACGGUGCCUUCGGUCUGUUUGAGGGCUCUAUAACGCGGUGACGACUCCGGCAGGAAUCGGGAAUGGCGUGUAGUUCCAGGUGACAGGGUGAGCUGGAACUCAGGGACCGGCUCAUUCUGUUGCUUCUUUGGUGUGCCGAGCUCGUCGUGCGAGACACCAGGAGGGGUGGGCGAGACCAUCAACUCGCGCCACUCCAUGGUCUUCGGGGCCGCAGGAUCGGGGGUCGAUGGAGGGGAUCCGGGUUUAGGUUUCGGCGGGGGAGCGACGGCUGUCUGGAAGGUGUGGAUUGGGAGGGCGUCGAAGAAUUCGUGGGCGAUGAUGAAUGGUGUUGUUUCGGGAGCUGUAGUUUUGUUAGCGAUGGAGUAGAGGUAGCAAAGAGAUUGCGCAUACUGGAUGGGACGGCCUUGAUGCUCUCAGCCCAAUGGACGGGUGUUUUUGAGUAUUUACUGGUGCUAUGGAAGCCCGUGUCGGAGUCUGUAGCGGGUGCGUCGCCGCAAAGGCGCUGCUUCUGAGACUGUUGCAGCUGCUUGCUUGUUUCGACCAUGUAGACGGCGUCGAUGGCGUUGGCCAUGGCAGGGAAGCUUUUGA
[Torrubiella] hemipterigena is the source of this 3107-nucleotide messenger RNA. Lineage: Eukaryota; Fungi; Ascomycota; Sordariomycetes; Hypocreales; Clavicipitaceae. The record is from the annotation of a GenBank genome assembly.